GAGUACGGCUGCUGAGGGAAGCGAGAAAACAACAAUCGACCGACAUCAUAUCUUUAGGCUACGUCCCGACUGYUGUGCCGUAUUUAGUGCCUUCACAACAUCAUAAUCUCCUAAAGAGUGUCUGUUCACAGACUCUUCAAAGAAGAUAAAGAAGGAAAGAUGAGAUUUUUCAGAGCCUCGUUAGUAACAGCUCUGGCCUUGGCCUCACUGGAGACUACGACCGCCUUCACUCCUAGACAUGGUGUUCUAAAACAAUCGUCGUCGGCCUUUAUCGGUCGGUCAACGCCAACCUUGGUGGAGAGGCGACAAGACAGGUCUAGCCCUCAGCUUAGUAUGAUGUUUGAUCAACUCUCGAACGCCAUUUCGACUGUUGUCAAAGAUUUUGGUAAACAACGCAUAACGGAAGAGAGCAUCAAACCAGCCCUUCGAAGCGUUCGUAGAGCACUUUUGGACGCCGAUGUGAACAUUGACGUGGCUGAUGCUUUAAUCGAUGGGGUAAAAAAACGCAGCCUAGGAGAAACUGUGAUCGAAGGUGUCUCGGCCGACCAGCAGUUUAUCAAGGCCAUGUACGACGAGCUCGUAGAUAUGAUGGGAGGCGAUUCCGCCGCAAAAUCGGAUACUUCUGCCAUGGGCCCAGCAGCACUAGCCCCCCCCGCGUCAACGUUGGCUCUUGGGUCACCAGGAGAUCCAGCUGUUGUCCUGUUGGCAGGAUUGCAAGGUGCGGGUAAAACCACAGCUGCAGGAAAGCUGGCCUUGUACCUUAAAGAACGAGAGGUCGACUACAGYGUCAAUCUAGAUGAGAUUGAAGAAGAAAAUCGUACYGCUGCACGACUUCCAAAACGAAAYCGUAAGGUUCUUCUAGCAGCUGCUGAUGUCUACCGUCCCGCGGCAAUUACCCAACUUGAGAUCCUUGGGAAGAGUGUGGAUGUCGAAGUAUUCUCGAUGGGAACGGAAGCCGACCCUGUCGACAUUGCUCAAAAAGCCCUCGCCAAGGCAAAGGCAGAGGGAUUCGAUACAUUGAUUGUCGAUACAGCAGGUCGUCAGAUUAUUGAUGAUGAUUUGAUGGUUGAGCUCAAAAAUAUUCAGGAGACUGUGAAACCCGACGAAACACUUUUGGUGGUGGAUGCGAUGACCGGUCAAGAGGCUGCCUCGUUGACUGCAGCCUUUGACUCUGCUGUUGGAUUGACAGGAGCCAUCCUUACAAAGAUGGACGGAGAUAGUCGCGGAGGUGCUGCUGUGAGUGUACGUGGCGUUAGCGGGAAACCAAUUAAAUUUGUUGGAACGGGAGAAAGAACACCGGAUCUGGAGCCUUUUUAUCCAGACAGAAUGGCGUCCCGAAUUCUGGGAAUGGGUGAUGUGCUAAGUAUUGUCGAGAAAGCGCAAGAAGAAAUGACUGAUAAAGAAGCCAAACUCAUGGAAGAAAAAGUAAAGAAUGCCGAGUUUGAUUUCGAUGAUUUCCUGAAGCAAGCAAAAAUGGUGUCCAAAAUGGGAAGUCUUGGAGGGGUUGCCAAAAUGAUGCCAGGAAUGGGAAGCGUAAGCCAGGAACAGCUCAUCGCCGCAGAGAAGAGACUCAAGAAGAAUGAGGCCAUGAUUGCCGUCAUGACGGAAGAAGAACGCAAGAAUCCCGAUCUUCUUAUCAAAGAUAGCAAGUCACGCGAGCGCCUGCAGCGUAUCGCUAAGUUUUCUGAAAUGGACAUUAAGGAUGUACGACAAUUUAUGAGCGAGUUUCAAAAAAUGCGAACGAUGAUGAGCCGAAUGAGCAAGGCCAACGAUAAGAUGAACCCUGCCAUGGCAGGUGGAGGUGACGGACCCAUGCCCGGAAACAGAGCCGCUCGAAGAGCUGCAAAGAAGCAGAAGAAGGGAGGAAGAGGUGGCGGUGGCGGCUUUGGAUAGAUAUGAGAAGCCGUUAGCUUCUAUUAAAUUUCAAUUUUAGAU
Pseudo-nitzschia multistriata is the source of this 1935-nucleotide messenger RNA. Lineage: Eukaryota; Bacillariophyta; Bacillariophyceae; Bacillariales; Bacillariaceae. The record is from the annotation of a GenBank genome assembly.